Molecule: messenger RNA, 807 nt
Organism: Olea europaea var. sylvestris
Lineage: Eukaryota; Viridiplantae; Streptophyta; Magnoliopsida; Lamiales; Oleaceae
Product: ATP-dependent DNA helicase PIF4-like
Exons: 1
Coding region: 1-807 (268 amino acids)
Biological process (GO): telomere maintenance; DNA repair
Molecular function (GO): DNA helicase activity
Source: RefSeq, a predicted model, not a curated record
AUGUCUGCUUCUUUAAGACGUCUCUUUACAUCACUUCUUACGCUUUGCAAUCCUAAGCAUCCAAAGUUCUUGUGGGAUAAGUUUAAGGUUUAUAUGUUUGACGACUAUGUACAUCAAAAUGUACCUAAGGAGAUUGCGGAACUACGAGCUUUAGAAGACAUUAGUUCUAUUUUGGAAUCAUUAGGUAAGAACAUAAAUGAUUAUGCCAUGGUGCCAUUCAAUGUAAAUAUAGAUGAAACUGAAAGGUUGAGAAGAAUGGUUGAAGAGGAGACAACUAAUUUUGAUAUUGAAGGGCGUCUUGCUUGUGCUACAACAUUAAAUAAAGAACAACAGUUUGCAUACGAUAUAAUUAUGGAAAAAGUAAAAUCAGAAUCGAGUGGUGCUUUCUUCAUUGACGGUCUAGGUGGGACAGGAAAAACAUUUGUAUAUAAAGCGUUCCUAACUGGUGUAAGGUCACAAAAUUUAAUUGCUGUGGCAAUUACAUCAUCUGGAGUAUCUGCAUCUCUUUUACCUGGAGGCCGAACGGCUUAUUCAAGAUUUAAAAUUCAUUUGGAAACAGUUGCUGAAAUAAGCUGUUCUGUUAGCAAGCAAUCGACUUUAGGAAAUUUGUUGAAAAUGCCUAGGUUGAUCAUUUGGGAUGAAGCGCCGAUGGUAAAUCAUUUUGCUGUUGAAUCUGUAGAUAAGAUGCUUAGAGAUAUUACCGAUUGUAACUUGCUUUUUGGUGGAAAAGUAAUAGUUUUUGGAGGAGAUUUUCGUCAAAUUCUACCAGUGGUGCCAAAAGGGAAAAAACGACAUAAUGAAAGCUAA